Priapulus caudatus is the source of this 948-nucleotide messenger RNA. RefSeq lists its product as uncharacterized. Gene Ontology annotation, molecular function: biotin binding. The coding region runs from base 243 to 935 and encodes 230 amino acids. The record is from RefSeq and is a predicted model, not a curated record. The transcript has 6 exons. Lineage: Eukaryota; Metazoa; Priapulida; Priapulimorpha; Priapulimorphida; Priapulidae.
UGCAGUAUCUGUUUCACUGUCAACUGAUCCUUCCGUUGCCCCUGCGAGCCCAACGCCUGACCCGAUGACUAAAACAACAUUCGCCAUUUUACCCGGAUUUCGGAGUGCGUAUAAAAGCCAGCUGCGGUAGGUGACGUCUUAAAUCCGGACCUGGCCGCCACCACAUCAAUACUGCUUACGGGAGAGAGAAGUGGAGAGAUACUGGAGACAAUAUUUGAUCGAGCUUGGCUUUGAAUAUCACCAUGGCAUCAUCGUCAGCGCCUCUACUCGCCUUACUGCUAGUGGCAGCGACAGUGCACGUGGGGAUGAUGGAAGUUCACAUCUGUCCUGACGGACAAAUGAUCGACUUGCCAACUUUUUAUCCGGAAAGCAACGGAAACAGCAUAUAUCCCGGCGAUGAUGGCGAUGACGCCGCCAAUGAAAUAAACAGUGCUGCAAGAACAGCAGGCCAACAAGAAGAUAUCGUGCGCUGUGCAAACCUGACAGGAGUGUGGUACAAUCAUCACGGCUCUGAGAUGAUUAUCUGUCACGGAGCCGACGGUAGCUUGCUAGGAGAAUACCGUACCGGAGUGGAAAGCAGAAAUGGAACAGCAGGAACCAGCCACUCGGCGAUAUACGGCGCCACGGCGGCCGUAGCGGACGGUGUCGGAGCAAUUGGCUUCACCGUCGUGUGGAGUAACGGCACGUCGGCGACAAGCUGGAGUGGUCUAUGUGUCCCCUCUAGCGUAUGCACUGGCAGCAGCGCUCUCGCCAACAACGACCCCUUGGCCAGGGAGUACCUGGUCACCACGUGGCUGCUAACCAGCAUGACGACGCCGGAAAAUCUGUGGAGCGCAACUAGAAUCGGACACGAUUCCUUCGCUCGAGCAUCCAGUAGGAACAAGCCCAUGCGAAGCCUCGGCCAGCACACACCACCACGACGCAACGGGGCGUAGGACUCACGAAAAA